AUGACGAUAGAUUUUCGCUCUAUUUUUGUAGAGAAGCAGAAAUUGCUCGAUGAAUACAAAAUAAAAAUCAAAAGUUAUGAAGAAAGAUUGGCAGGGUUGGCGAGCGACCUAGACGGAGAGGGGUACAGAGAGCUCUCUGAAAAGCUGGAAAAGGCGAGGCUACAGCUCGAGAACUUAGAAUACCAGGUCGAUGAGUGCGAAGAACUAUUCCAAGAUGACGACGAUGAAGAUGAUCCUAAGGAUGUUUCCCUGCAUGAUACGCUGAAAGAAAUGAAUACAGAAAAUACGCCAUUUGAAAAACUUGGGAAAAAGUAUGAGCUCAUCGUCGAAGAUGUCAACAACAUUGAAGCUACCCUGAAAAGUCCGUUUCUGAAAGUUGAUGGCAGUGAGCAUCGAUUGGAAAUUGGAGAAUCGACGAAGCAUCGAGUCGGAGCUUGGGAGCCGCAGCCGGAAGGGUCCAAGUUUCUGGCUUAUGGAUUGUUUCGAAACAAGAUUUCAGUAGCUGCGACGCCAAAAUUUACCUCAACCUCGAUUAUUUUAUUCAUCGAUGAGGAAGGAGAAGUCAUGAGCUUCGACGUUGAAACAAAGUUCACGUACUCCUGGGGCUUUGGGCGUCAACGAGCCAUGCUCUUAGAUUUUGUUGCCAGUCGCACGCGGCGGGUGACAAUCGCUGCGCUAGUCUGCAGCUACUCGCCCGGCGCGGCUUCUAGCGUCAAACGAAAGUGCUUCGAGAUUAUGGAUCACACGGCGACCAGACUUGCUUUCGAAUGCCAGGAUUUCAACGAAGAAAUCGAGAAGCACCGAAAAUCCUCAGAAGAACAGAAAGCCGCGGCGAAGAAAAAGAUUGACGAGCUAAACAGUGACCUUGACCAAGCCCGUGGCACGAUUGCGGAGCUUGAUGAGAAAUUGGAAGCGUCGAACUCGGUGCUUUUGGAAAUGCAGGAGCAUUAUGUCUCGCUUUUUGAGGAUACACUUGACGAACUGGCAGAUGUGAUCGAGCAAGAAGAACCUGUCGGAACUUAUUUAGAUGGGAAAGAAGAAAUGGUAUCAGAGCGAAGAAAGCUGCUAGAAUCAGUCUCAUCCUGCCGCGAUAAAAUCCAGUCAGACCUCGACAAAUACAACGAUAUGAAAAAACUGUUGCAAGAAUACGAAAAGGAUGCAAAAGCGCAGUUAGAAGAAAACAAAAAUAUGAAGGAAGAAAUUGCAAAGUUGGAAAAAGAAAUGACCGAGCAAGGCCUUGAUUCAAUCAAAGAGCAGCUAAAAGAUGCACAUGCUAGUUUUACCGAAGAAAUCCUCAAGCUAAAGUCCGAUCAUUCUGACGAAAUAACAGCGCUAGAAAAAAUCGUUGAAGAAAAAACAAAAUUCAUCAAUCUCCAAGACGAGAAAAUCAAGAACUUUCUGAGGGACGAGGUGAUCCACAAAAAGAAUUUGGAGGAAGAAAGAAGCAAGUUUCAAGAGUUGGAAGAAAAGCUUCUUAGUUCGUUUGAAGAAAAAUUGCAUGAUAGAGAACAAUCGCAUGACUCUGAGAUAAAGAAAUUGAACAUGGCGAUCGAAGAUCUUCAGAAUUCGCAGAACGAGGAGCUCGAAAAUGGACAAGAACGAGUCGACCGAUUAUCAGAUGAAAACGAUGAGCUAAAAGAACAGAAUGAGAAACUCUUCAAAGAACUUGAAGACUUGAAAAACAACAAUCAAGUGUUAGAAGACAACACACUUAGAGUUGAAAAUGAAAAACUCGAAAGAGAGAUUGAAGCGCUUCGAUCUGAAAUUCACAACAUCUCAACUGGCUCUGAAAGUGCCGAGGAUCUCAAAGAACUUUUGCCAGAAAAUGAGAAGCUGAAAGAAGAAAUCGGCAACCUCAGAUCAACGAAAGACGAAGAUAAAGAAACCGAUGAAAUAUUGAAGGCAGAACUUGCAUUGCUCAAGGAUAAAGUGUCGAGCUUUGAAGACUUUGAAAUUCGAAAAGAAGAGGAGCUGUUUUCUCUCAACGAAAAAAUCGCCAAGCUUGAAGAUGCUGACAUGACAACUCAACUUGAGAAAAUCGAGCUGGAAGAGCAAGUUUGCGCAAAACAACGAGAAAUUUCCGAACUUACUGACAGAAACUACGCGCUCGAGGAAAAGUUGACCAUUUUGAUGCUGGAAAAGAGCAUAAACGACGAAAAAGAAGAAGACAUGGAGGACAACGAGGCAAAUGAGGAGGAACUAAAGAUGGAAGAUUUAGUUGUUAACGCUCAAAAUGUCACGUACGAAAAAGAAUCCUCAAUUAUUUGCUCGAUGCUUUUGUACAUGCUGAUUGUAUGUAUUUCGUCGCUCAUCAUUUUCUGGCCGGAGCUCAGCCGAGCUCUAGUUCGCGACCACCCGGAAAUUGCCGAUGCUUUGAAACAAGGCUUCAAAACUGGCCAAGAAUCGGCUGAGAGGACAAUUAAUAUCGCUCUGGAAUAUACUCCUGACACGCUUGUUUUUCACGGAAAAUUGAUGGCUCAGACGAUGCAAAACCUGGGCUCAAAAGCGCAAGAUUUAAUUCAACUAAAUGGAUAUGAAGAAUAUCUCGACCGCAUUUCGGAAGUGAUGCUUGAGGUGCAGAAGAGACUUAAUCUUGCGUAA
Molecule: messenger RNA, 2601 nt
Organism: Oikopleura dioica
Lineage: Eukaryota; Metazoa; Chordata; Appendicularia; Copelata; Oikopleuridae
Source: the annotation of a GenBank genome assembly